GGCCACCGGCUGACCGGGCUUUUGUGCCAAGCUAGGAAAGUGCCGAAACAGCGGCCUUGCUUCUGUGGGGUCUCUUUUUUAUAAAGGAAGCCUGCUCUCCUUUGACUUCAGUGGCUGCUGUCCGAUGAGCGCUAUCUUGGGGUGCUCUCUGUUGCUGGAGAGCACAAGGGGGAAAGGUUGGUUCUGGAGUGAUUCAGCAACACGUGGAUAUUUGGGUGCUUUUGAUCCCGGCGGUUUCCAGGUGCGCUAGGCUGAUGCAGGUAACUUGUUGCCCCUAGGACAGGGCAGAGCUGCAAUGAGCCUCAGAGAGCUACUGCCCCUUGUCAGUACGGAUGGUCCGAAGGCAUGAGCUGCGUUUAAGGAUGGGAGGAGGGAUGGGCCUCUGCAACAGAUUUGGGAUGUCUGUGUGCUAGCGAUAUGCACCAGAAGAGCCUGGUUUGUUACAAGUUCACUGUUACGUGGCUCGCUGACACUUCAAUACGCAAUAGCCUUUUGGUUACGAUCACUACAGCCAAGCAAUCACCUCUGUGGAGUCUCUCCCCUCUGCACCCCAAGUUUCUCUCCCGAGCCAUGAGCAUCUGCUGGAAAUACUUUAUUCAGCAUGGCAGUGAGUAAGACUUAUGGAUCUUGGGUGUAAAGAUCUGAGUUUCCUUCCUGAGAACUGACUGAUUCAUGAAUCCCAGCAAAUGGCAUCUAAUUCAGAACGGACCAGGAGCUGGCAGGCGUAAUAGUCACCUGCUGUCUUGGCUUGACAGUCUAGCAUCCAAAUGGAGUCGCUUCUUAGCAUCUUGGGUAGCUAGGAUGGUCCCUUAUGCUUUCUGUCAGCUAAGGUCAGCUUGGUGAGGGUGGCAGUGGAACCUCUUUGCUCUGCCAGCCCAUCUGGUGGCCAUCCACCCUUGCUCUCAUCAGCAUCAAUCUGAGUCUCUGUAGAUGGAGUGGCAUGUGAAAAUUGAGGCUGGCAUGCUCCGAAGACUGGAGAUGUGCUGGGGAGACCGUUCUGGGUUCUGGUCUUGCUUUGCUGCAUUUCAGGCUUAGCAGCACAAAAAUCAAACAGCCAUGCUGAAGUCUCAGUGCCGCCUUCUGUAUUUUCUCAGGUGCUGGAGCCUUGCCUCCAACCCCUUAGCAAAGCUGCACUUGGUAGCCAGAGAGGCUUCACCUUUUCCGCCUGGCUGCUAGAACUGGCUGCAAACCACGCUGCCUUCUCUAAAGGAUGUGACUCCUCAGGGACAGGAAUUCAAGCUCCUUCAGCUGAAAUUCCCAGGGCCUGGGACCCGCUGGCCUUGGCAGGUCCCCAGUAUACCAGCAAACUCAAGGCCAUUAUGUCACAUGUUCCUCAUAGCUCAGUUUUCAUGUAUGUGGCCUGUGCUGCUGCCUGCAAGAAGAUGUGAUGGAGUUCUCUUAAUUGUUUUCUGGCUUGAAAACAAGAUCCUACUGCUCCACAGUGUGAAGCACUGAGCUUGUUCAGAAGAGGAGAUGCAGAUCUGCUUACGCAUUCCGGUACAUCUACAUUGCCAACGCACACCUCACCUGAGGCUGGUAGGAGACUUUGUAAGCUGUCCAUAAACGUGGUGUGGGCCAUGCAGUCUCUGCCAAAGGGAUGAGGCCAGGGUGCAGCUGGUGAUCUCCGCUGGUGACCUCCUGGUUCGGAGUCACUCGUGAGCAGUGCUUCGCAGGGCAUCGGCGGCAGCGCCGUUCCCUGGCUUAUCCGUAUGUAAAAGAUCCGCUCGCCUGUUUGCAGCCGGCAGACCCCAGUGCUUUUUUCUUCUUUUCCAGUCUAUUGCUGGAGCCUCUAGGCCACGCUGCCUCGCAUCAUGGAGUCAACUUUCCCUUUAGAAGCCAAGUGGUAGCUCGUGCGGAGUCUCACCAGGUUCCUUGCUGUUGUCUGACGUCAGGGCAUUGCUGAGCGGUAACAACCCGUUCUGAACUGGCCCGCUGCCACCUACUCGAGACACCGUCACCUUGCACAGUGGACAGUGCCACUGAGAAGGGAAAACCCACCAUCUACCACCUGCAGCCAUGGAAGGGGGUGUGCAGCUCCUCAACCGUGAUGGCCACAGCAUCUCCCACAACUCCAAGCGGCACUAUCACGAUGCCUUCGUGUGCAUGAACCGCAUGCGUCAGCGUGGGCUGCUCUGCGACAUUGUGCUCCAUGUGGGCACCAAGGAGAUCAAGGCCCACAAGGUGGUGCUGGCGUCGUGCAGCCCGUACUUCCACGCCAUGUUCACAAAUGAGAUGAGUGAGAGCCGCCAGACCCACGUGACGCUGCAUGACAUUGACCCACAGGCCCUGGAGCAGCUGGUGCAAUACGCUUACACGGCUGAGAUUGUGGUGGGCGAGGGGAACGUGCAGACACUUCUUCCUGCUGCCAGCCUGCUUCAGCUCAAUGGUGUGCGGGAUGCUUGUUGCAAGUUCCUACUCAGCCAGCUCGACCCAUCCAACUGCCUGGGGAUCCGGGGUUUUGCUGACACGCACUCCUGCAGUGACCUCCUCAAGUCUGCGCACAAGUACGUCCUCCAACACUUCGUGGAGGUGUCCAAGACAGAGGAGUUCAUGUUGCUGCCUCUUAAACAGGUGCUGGACCUCAUUUCUAGUGACAGCCUCAAUGUGCCAUCAGAGGAGGAGGUGUACCGGGCUGUGCUCAGCUGGGUCAAACAUGAUGUGGACAGCAGAAGACAGCAUGUCCCCAGGCUUAUGAAGUGCGUGCGGCUGCCCCUGCUGAGCCGCGACUUCCUCAUGAGCAAUGUGGAUACAGAGCUGCUGGUGCGACAUCACUCGGAGUGCAAGGACCUGCUGAUCGAAGCCCUCAAGUACCACCUCAUGCCAGAGCAGAGAGGGGUCCUUAGCAACAGCAGGACAAGGCCGCGGCGCUGCGAGGGGGCCAGCACCGUGCUCUUUGCUGUGGGUGGGGGGAGCCUGUUCGCCAUCCAUGGGGACUGCGAGGCCUAUGACACGCGGACGGACCGGUGGCACAUGGUGGCCUCCAUGUCGACUCGCAGGGCCAGAGUGGGCGUUGCCGCCAUUGGGAACAAGCUGUAUGCUGUGGGCGGCUACGAUGGCACCUCUGAUUUGGCCACAGUGGAGUCCUAUGAUCCUGUCACCAAUUCCUGGCAACCUGAGGUGUCCAUGGGCACCAGGAGGAGCUGCCUGGGCGUAGCAGCGCUUCAUGGGCUUCUCUAUGCUGCUGGGGGGUACGAUGGGGCCUCAUGCCUGAACAGCGCAGAGCGGUACGACCCUCUGACAGGCACCUGGACAUCCAUCGCUGCCAUGAGCACCAGGAGACGCUACGUCCGGGUGGCAACGCUAGAAGGCAACCUCUAUGCCGUUGGGGGAUACGACAGCUCAUCCCACUUAGCCACAGUAGAAAAGUAUGAGCCCCAGAUCAACACCUGGACGCCCAUUGCCAAUAUGCUAAGCCGCCGGAGCAGUGCGGGAGUGGCCGUGCUGGAAGGGAUGCUCUAUGUGGCUGGCGGCAAUGAUGGGACCAGCUGCCUUAACUCUGUUGAACGCUACAACCCCAAAACCAACACAUGGGAGAGCGUGGCACCUAUGAAUAUCCGUAGGAGCACCCACGACCUGGUGGCCAUGGAUGGGUGGCUGUACGCAGUGGGUGGCAACGAUGGGAGCUCCAGCCUCAACUCCAUCGAGAAGUACAACCCCCGUACCAACAAGUGGGUAGCAGCCUCGUGCAUGUUCACACGCCGGAGCAGCGUGGGGGUGGCUGUGCUGGAACUCCUCAACUUCCCACCCCCCUCCUCGCCCACCCUGUCGGUGUCUUCGACGAGCCUUUGACAAAGAAUCAAGACCUACCUUACCUCAAGGGGACAGGGGCGCCUGGCGCAGCGCUAGGCCAGCGUGGCCCGCCCCGCGGGGCAGCCGGUCGCUGUAGGAGGAGAGCGAAGGUACCGGCUGCUGCCUCCAGCCCCAGCACUCCUGUGAACCCCCGAGAGCCACCCCUGCUCUUGGUGCACACAUCGGAUCAGCACGACCACAGCAGUUAGAAAUGUGCUUCCUGGACGAGCACCCUCCUUCUAGAGGGCGAGGAGAGGGGGUGCUCUCUGCUCCGUUCAGACCCAUCCCACCACUCACCCAAAGGGCGUAUAUUUUCUUUGGGGAGGGGAAACUUUAAACCAUUGCUGCUUCUUGGAUUCACGUGAUCCAGCUGGUGCCACACAUACGAGCACAGCCAGCCUUGGAGGCUUCCAGGAGUCCUGUGGGGUGGCAGAGGUGGACAGCACUCCUCCCGAGGACACGGCUGAAUGUGCAACCGCUCCUCUGAAUGUCACUGUAGCCAAACUCUUUACCAAGCCUAUCGUGCACUGUUAAAGACUCUGAGGCCACUGUAUGGUUCUCAAUGGUGUCUAAUUGAUGCCUUAAAAUACACAAGCAGAAGAAGCCCAGCUAAGGGACAGGGCCUGGAGGAGGUGAGGUUUGGAGACAAGACUGGAUUCAGCAUCCUGAACCCUCCGGUGUUUCCAUGCUCGGCUGGCCCCACCUCAUUCACUAAGAUCCCAGCUGACUGUUGCUCUGGGGAGUCCCCAGCCAGGCAGAUGGGUUGAACGACCGUGUUUUGCGUCCAUGCCACUGCUGUCCCAGGUUCAGGUGACUCUGCGGCUGCCUGCUCUCUGCACGUGGUCCUGGGUCACAGUUUGGCUGGGAAUGGAUCGGCCUGUUUGCUGUUCCCCUCUCUGCAAAGCAGAUUCUGGGUUUGUGGAAAGGUAUCGGUUCUUAAAGAAGAACAGUCCAGCCUUCUAAAUGAGGAGGAUUGCCUGGCAUUACUUUUUUGGGUGUUAUUUUUUUGCCUUUUUUUAUUUGAAUGCUAAUAUUUUAAUUUUUAAUGACUUCAUAUCCCUUUAUUUUUUACACUGCCCUGGUAUUCCCCAUCCCAUCUGCUUUUAAGGCAGCAGAAGGGAUGCAAUUACUUUUCUCAUUUGUUGAUGAGAUGAUGACUGUCCUGGAAGACGUGUUCUCUACAGAUGUGUGGGUGUGUGUGCACGUGUGAAAUACCGUAUGUACAACGAAAACAGCAUGGAAGGGACCAUUUGCAAUUAGCAACUCCCUGGCAAUUAAGCAACCACUUUAAUUAACAAAAGGUUGAAUAAAUUAGUACUGUAAGUCAUAGGCCUGUCCUUGACCCGCCUGUGCCAUGGAACCUCUUGGGUGGUGUUUUCAAUGCAUAUGCUGUAGGGUGUGUUUGAGCCUUGAACCGAGACAUACUGUCAGGUGUUCUCCACAUUAUAGAGAAAUGAUUCAACCACUGGUACCUCAAUAGUGUUCAAAUGUAGCAUUGGAAAUAUGGUCUAACUGUUCGUUUUGAACUAAUUCCUUUAUCCUUUUUUUUUCCCUGCUCCUUCUCAAUUCUCACUUACAGAGUUCAGAUUUCACUUGUGAUGGUAUUUGUUGGCCUAAAUUUUCAAGUGGCUAGAGAUUUCUUCUUUUUUUCUUUGGGGUGAAAGGAGAGUUUGAGAUGAGAUAGGGACUCCCCAACUUAAGACAAUUUUUACGGCGAUCUGAUUUCUCCUGGACAGGUGCCUGCAUGUUUUACAAGCCCACUUACAGUGCCUAACGUUGGACACCUGAAAUUACCAGCAGCUUCUGAAAAUCUGGGCUGCUUCUCCCCCCAGCCUCUCCCCAAGGACAGUCUGGGCUUCGCAGGCUGAGGCAGCCUUUUUGGCUUUUAGAACAGACUCUAAAUCUGCUUUUCAUUCCCCUCUCGCUUGCCAAGCCUCUGCCCCAACCUGUCAUAACUCGGGAGCUCUCCCAUUCCUCUGUAUUGCAGAGGACCCUGCAAAUGUCCAGGCUUUGCUCGUGCAGGUUGCCUCUUGAUCAACAUGGCAGUAGGGCUGUCCUAAGUGGGUCACGUCAGUCUGCUUCGGUUGAAGUGAAGUCUGCUCUGUUGUGUGCGUGUGCGUGCGUGUGCCUAUGCAUGAGCGAGGUCUCAAUCCUUUUCUUCCCGUUCCUAUAAGCAACAUCAGGAUUUUAGUCUUCUGCUGGACUUGUAUCGACCAGCGUAUUCAAGGUGCCCUUGGCUCUAGGGUCCUUUUUGAAGGAGGGUCAGCCUAAAAGCCCCACGGCCAUGUCAGAAGUGAAAGGUGCUGGUGCUGAGGGAGAAACAGGGCUGGUUUCUAACAAGGAAUGAGUCAUUAUAGCCGUAGCUUGGCUUCUGGUCCUGCUGUAGCGGGAAGGGAUGCUGCCGCCUUAGUGGGGCGGCAGGCAGGCAAAACCAGAGGGGAAGCAGGAUUGUAGCAGGCUGAGGAGAAUUUUUGUGCCGCGUGCCCUUGGCCCUAGUUGUAAUCUUUAGCAAUUUAUACUACAAAUGGUGUGCAAUGCUGUCCUGCCUCUUGAGGAUCAGGGAAACAGGCAGUGUGACUCCUGUCGCCCACUGGUUGGGUCCUGAGCAAUAUCACCACUGAGCCUGUUCUGCAGAAACCUGGGGAGGAGGGAGCCUUUUGUGUCUCUGAUGUACUAACUAUGCAGGUGCUCACUGCUUUCCUGUAAAGGAGAAAGAAGGAAGGAAAGGGCAAAAUAGUUCCCCAGCAGCUUGCGGGGGUCCAGAGCACCCCGACCCACACUGUGUGGACACGAGGUGUCAGCAUCUGCCCUGGGAGAUCCCAGGGUGGAAUUGCUUCUGGUGCUGCACAUCCCUUGCUGAGCAGGAGGCCUCGGAGGGGAUGUGCGUCUGUGUCUGUCUGUCUGUGCAUAGUACCCUAUCUGAGGGGAGGAGAACUGUCAACUGUGUGUGGAUUCUCUGCCAGUUUUAGUUAGUGGUGUCUCGCCCAAAGUGUUAUUUGUGCGAUUUCCCAUGUGAGCUUUUCCCAGCGGAGGAGCAUCCCUGAGCGGGUGGCUCCGGGCUGUGCGUGUUGAUGUGUUUCGCCCAGGGACCCUGGUGUCAGUCUGCAGUCAGACGGCAAGGCUAGGCAGGAGCCCUUGCCCCGACGUGGGGGGAGAGGUUUGCUUGGCCUUACUGGUAGGCAGACUCGGUCUACUCCAUGUCAAACCGUUGUCACUUUGAUUUCUCUGUAAGUUCUCUGACUUAUUUAUGUGGAACUCUGUUUCUCUGAAUUUUUUGCACUACAUGGGAUUGGGGAAGGGAUACAAGCAAUAGAAGCCAACAUGUACAAUAAAGACGUUUUCUUGAAUACCGG
This is a messenger RNA of Grus americana (Whooping crane), 7142 nucleotides long. It is a transcript of the gene KLHL17, whose product is annotated as kelch like family member 17. Lineage: Eukaryota; Metazoa; Chordata; Aves; Gruiformes; Gruidae. Bases 2017 to 3789 code for a protein of 590 amino acids. The transcript is spliced from 12 exons. Gene Ontology annotation, molecular function: protein binding. The record is from RefSeq and is a predicted model, not a curated record.